UCUUCAAAUGCGGAUAUCCUGGUAUGUCAUGGCUACUGCAUGCAGGAAGCUUAGCUGCUCAGUCCAGCACACAACAGUUACACAACAACACAGAAGCGAGUACUAACAGUACUGCUGAGGCUAGGCCAGUGUGGAAGAAGCUUGCCCUGUGAAAGAUGAUCCCGUGGAAGGCUUUGUCUGGUCUGCUGCUGCUCGUUGGCUCUCUGCAGCAGCAGACCUGGGCGAAGGAAUCGAAGGGCCACGUUUCAGUGGUGAUAGUCGGGGCCACGGGAGACCUGGCCAGGAAGUAUCUGUGGCAGGGCUUCUUCCAGCUCUACGGGGAGCAGGUGAGCAGCGGGCACAGCUUCAGCUUCUACGGUGCAGCCCUUUCCGAGCCCGAGAAGGGCAACCCGGCCAUGUCUGAGAUCCUCAAGGGGCUGGCUUGCCAAGCCGACGUUGCCCCCGAAAGGUGUGCCUUACUGAAAGACCAGUUCUUGAAACUGUCUCAGUAUCGGCAGCUGCAGACAGCAGAGCACUACGCCGCUCUCAAUGCCGAGAUCCAGGAGCAGCUGAAGCAGGAGGGGCUGGUGGAAGCAGGCAGGCUGUUCUAUCUGUCUGUGCCGCCCUUCAGCUACGCGGACAUCGCCGAUAAGAUCAACAGCAGCUGCCGGCCGUACCCCGGGGUCUGGCUGAGGGUGGUGCUGGAGAAACCCUUCGGGCACGACUAUGAAAGCGCCCUGCAGCUCUCCAAGGAUCUGAAGAAGUUCCUGAAAGAGGAGGAGAUGUACAGGAUAGACCACUAUCUGGGAAAGCAGGCUGUUACUCAAAUUCUUCCAUUUAGGCAUGAAAACAGAAAAUUCUUGGAUCCUAUAUGGAAUAGGCAUCAUAUUGAGAGAGUGGAAAUAGUCAUGAAGGAAACUGUGGAUGCAAAAGGUCGCACUCACUUUUAUAACCAGUACGGUGUCAUUCGGGAUGUGAUUCAGAAUCACCUGACGGAGAUCCUGACGUACGUUGCCAUGGAGAUCCCAGUUAACAGAAGUAGCGCCGAAGAGAUUCUUAGAAGCAAACUGAAGCUCUUUGGAUCUUUACAGAGGCUUGGUAAAGGAAGCGCAGUGAUUGGCCAGUACCAGGCUUACAACUCCGAGGUCAACGAGGAACUGAACAGGACCGCAGAGCACAUAAGCAUCACUCCAACUUUUGCGGGUGUUGCGGUGCACAUUGAAAAUUCCCAGUGGGAUGGCAUCCCGUUCAUACUGACCUCGGGCAAGGCUCUGGAUGAGAGAGUUUCGUAUGUUCGUGUCCUCUUCAGGAACCAGGUGUUCUGCACCCAAAACGUUUUGAGUGUCCACUGUAAGCCCAAGCAAAUCAUCUUCCACAUCGGCCAGGGCAAUUUAAAAUACCCAGCUUUUCUGGUCAGCAAAAAUCUUUUCAAACCUCAGUUGCCAUUGAGUGGGUGGAAAGAGGUCACUGAAUAUGCGAAUGUCAGCAUGUUUGGUCAGCCGUUAUCGGAGUACUAUGUCUAUACUCCUGUGGCACAGAUGGAUGCCUAUGCUGUGUUGAUAUCCCACAUCUUUCAGGCCAAGCGGGACAGUUUUGUGAGCACUGAGAACCUGUUGGCGUCAUGGAAUUUUUGGACGCCGUUGCUUGACGGCAUAUUGCACGAGUACCCUCGUGCUUAUCCAGGUGGAGCGGAUAACGCAAACCUGCUGGACUUUGAACUUCAAGGUAACAAGGUUUCAUUCGUUCAUGAAGCUGUGGUGCUGUUGUCUCCCGUCCAAGGCGGGGCGUCUUCUGAGAGCUUUCAGAUCACCCAGGGGAAGUACAGAACGAACGAGAUGGUGUCAGCCUGGGCUGAAGAGCUCGUAUCAAGGCUGGCUUUAGAUCUUCAUAUGGCUGCGGAAGAAGCAGUGAAACAGAGCGGCCAGUUCCACUUGGCUCUUUCUGGAGGGUCCAGCCCCAUCGCUUUGUUUCUGAGGCUUGUGCUGCACCAUUACACGUUCCCUUGGAAGGAGACUCAUUUGUGGAUGGUGGAUGAACGCUGUGUCUCGCUAACUGACCGAGGCUCCAACUUUAAGAACCUUCAUGACAACCUUCUGCAGCACAUCAGGGUCCCCUACUUCAACAUCCACCCCAUGCCGGUCCUUGUGAAUCAAAGGCUUUGCGUCGAGGAGGACGGCGGACCUGAGUCUUACGAGAAAGAAAUGUCCAGGUUAAUAAACGGCACGAGCUUGGAUUGGGUUCUGUUGGGGGUCGGAGACGACGGUCACACGGCCUCGCUGUUCCGGGGCUGCAAGUUCGACACGCUUGAAAACAAGCUGGUAGCCUUGACGGAAAGCCCAUUCAAGCCCCAUCAGAGGAUGAGCCUUACUUUCUCUGCCAUCAACAAAGCCAAAAACGUACGAGUCAUAGUGCUGGGGAAGGGAAAGCACGAAAUGGUAACGCAGCUAAGCAGGGUGAAAGAUGAUCCGAAGAGGUGGCCAAUAACUGGAGUGAAACCAUCCAACGGGAAGCUGGUGUGGUACAUUGAUUAUGAGGCUCUUCUGGGGUAAUUAAUGAAAGUAAUGGAUUUUAGUGCGUGCUAUCAAAAGGUGGUUGCCUUGAAUCUGUGGAUCUCUUAACCUGAUUAUGUUUUCGUUUACAGGUCCCAUAUAUUGAGUCUUUUUAUGAAAAAAAGUCACGAUAGAGCCAAUUAAGCAGUAGGUAAUCAUUUCAACUCGUUGAACUCAUGUCAAGAUGUAAUUUCAUGGUAAUGUAAUAACCCUGCAUUACAUGGUUCCUAAUGAGAUACCAGGUGUUGCUAAAAUAAAUACCUACUGUAGUGGUGUUGUUAAUUAGUUAUCACCUCAUUGUUUACUAUGUGAUCUGUACCCUGUAACUAAAAGUAUCUUUUUUUUAUUAAAAGGUUGCUCUCUAGGAAUAA
Molecule: messenger RNA, 2899 nt
Organism: Polyodon spathula (Mississippi paddlefish)
Lineage: Eukaryota; Metazoa; Chordata; Actinopteri; Acipenseriformes; Polyodontidae
Product: GDH/6PGL endoplasmic bifunctional protein-like
Exons: 5
Coding region: 156-2528 (790 amino acids)
Biological process (GO): glucose metabolic process; pentose-phosphate shunt; pentose-phosphate shunt, oxidative branch
Cellular component (GO): endoplasmic reticulum
Molecular function (GO): glucose-6-phosphate dehydrogenase activity; NADP binding; 6-phosphogluconolactonase activity
Source: RefSeq, a predicted model, not a curated record